AUGGUCUCCAAAACUCUUCCCGAAGUCGACCACUUUGAGGCCGUAGCUCCAUCGAAAGAGCUUAUUGACUUUGUUUCCUUGCGGACUGUUGACCUCGCUCGGUACGACGAUGGCCCUGAGGCAAGGGCUGAACUUGCCGAAGAAAUUCGUCUGGCUAUGACGACCCAAGGAUUCUUCACGCUCGUCAAUCAUGGCAUCAGCGAAGAAGAUAUAACCCGCCAAGUGGACAUUGGGCACACGAUUCUCGGACGCACUCCUCGAGAAGAAAAGGUCCGCCUUCAAGCUCCGAUGAUCGAAGAAGGCUCCUAUCAUGGCUUCAAGCCCCGCGGCCACUGGCGCAACACAGGUAAUGUACGCGACAAGGUUGAAAAUUUCAAUAUCUACCGUGAUAUGAGCCUGAGGGAGCAGCCAGCGGCCAUGAACCCCUUCAAGCCCGAAAUUCAACGCUUCAUCGACUACACUCACAAAGAGGUCCUCUACAAGCUUUUGCGGCUCUUCGCCAUGGCCCUGAAGCUUGACGACGAGGAAUUUUUCGUGAAAGCUCAUAACUAUGACGGACACGAUGAGACGUGGCUCCGCUACAUGGAGUACUUUGACGAAUAUACAGCAAAGGAGAAAUCAGUGACGGGUGGUCUUUGGCUCGGUGGUCACCAGGACUUUACCAGUCUAUCACUCCUCUUUAGCCAGCCCAUGACCUCUCUUCAGGUUCGCGACUACGAUUCUGACGAGUGGAAGUAUGUAAAGCACGUACCUGGGGCUAUCAUCGUCAACGCAGGCGAGGUCAUGCUGUGGUGGACAGGGGGGUACUUCAAGGCGGCCAUCCAUCGUGUGUUCGAGCCACCAAUGGAUCAACGAGGGCACAACCGGAGCAGCGUCUUCUACUUCUGUGUGCCCAACGACGAGGUGGUCAUCAACACCCUCCUCGAUCGCAGUCCUGUGCUUCGUGAAGCUGGUAUGGAAAUGGCUCAUAGGCCUGAAAAUGCUCCUACCAGUAAGGAGUGGAGCAACGGCCGCAUCAAGAUCACAGGCCGUAACGCCGUCUGGGAUCAAAAGUCAAAAGGUGAGAACGUGACAGCGGAGCAGGUCGGGAAAGUCACGACAACAUGGUUCAGAUAA
This is a messenger RNA of Rhinocladiella mackenziei CBS 650.93, 1116 nucleotides long. RefSeq lists its product as uncharacterized. The transcript has a single exon. The coding region runs from base 1 to 1116 and encodes 371 amino acids. NCBI's taxonomy places the organism in Eukaryota, Fungi, Ascomycota, Eurotiomycetes, Chaetothyriales, Herpotrichiellaceae. Gene Ontology annotation, molecular function: dioxygenase activity. The record is from RefSeq and is a predicted model, not a curated record.